CAUUCGAGCGUAGAGACGCGGCUUCUCUUCUCGCUCCGCCGCCGCCUGCGCGCAAUCGAGUCGCCGUUGACGGUGCGGUCGCAAUGGCUGUCCCAGAAGCUCGGCCCAAUCACACCAUCUACAUUAACAAUCUCAAUGAGAAAAUCAAGAAGGAUGAACUGAAGAAGUCCCUCUACGCCAUUUUCUCCCAGUUUGGCCAGAUCCUUGACAUUCUGGUGUCCCGCAGCCUGAAGAUGCGGGGUCAGGCCUUUGUCAUCUUCAAGGAGAUCAGCAGUGCCACCAACGCCUUGCGCUCCAUGCAAGGUUUCCCUUUUUAUGACAAGCCUAUGCGGAUCCAGUAUUCAAAAUCUGACUCUGACAUCAUAGCCAAGAUGAAGGGCACAUUCGUGGAGCGGGAUCGCAAGAGAGAGAAGCGGAAGCCCAAGGGCCAGGAAGCGCCAGCUGUCAAGAAGCAGAUCCCCGGGGCGGCUGCACCGGUGGCCCCUGCCGUGCAAGGCGCGGUGCCGGGCAUGCCACCCAUGAACCAAGCCCCGCGCAUGAUGCACCACAUGCCAGGCCAGCCCCCAUACAUGCCCCCUCCGGGGAUGAUGCCGCCACCUGGCAUGGCGCCCGGCUCCAUGCCCCCGGGGGCUAUGCCGCCACAGCAGAUGCUGCCGGGGCAGAUGGCCCCUGCUCAGCCGCUAUCGGAGAAUCCGCCCAACCACAUCUUGUUCCUCACCAACCUGCCUGAGGAGACAAACGAGCUGAUGCUCUCCAUGCUCUUCAACCAGUUCCCAGGCUUCAAGGAAGUGCGGCUGGUGCCUGGCCGCCACGACAUUGCCUUUGUGGAGUUUGACAACGAGGUGCAGGCUGGAGCCGCCCGGGAUGCUCUCCAGGGCUUCAAGAUCACACAGAACAAUGCCAUGAAGAUCUCCUUUGCCAAGAAGUGAUGCCUCCCACAGCCUCCUGCCCCCGGAUUCCUUUCCCUCCCUCUUCUAGUUAUCGCCUGUAAAAUGGGUUAGGUUGUGAGUUUUAGUGUUCUGUUCUGUGAGGUAAGUGGUGUGUGUGUGUGUGUGUGUGUGUGUGUGUGAGAAAGAAGAGAGAGAGAGAGAGAGAGAGAGAGAGAAUGAGAAUCAGCUGCAGAAAAGGGCAGGCAGAGCUACCUGCCCCUGGCUAUGCUCCGCAACUUGGGAGGUGUGUCUGUGUAUGCUCAAGCAGCGUGGAAGAGAGCAGCCGAUUCCUUGCAAAAGCAUUGUACCCAGGGUCUGACGGCCAGACAUUGCACCUGGAGCUUUUCUGUUUUGCAAUAAAACAUUGGUUUAUUCUUUA
This is a messenger RNA of Elgaria multicarinata webbii, 1308 nucleotides long. RefSeq names its product small nuclear ribonucleoprotein polypeptide A (gene SNRPA). Gene Ontology annotation, biological process: mRNA splicing, via spliceosome. The transcript is spliced from 7 exons. Lineage: Eukaryota; Metazoa; Chordata; Lepidosauria; Squamata; Anguidae. Gene Ontology annotation, cellular component: U1 snRNP. Gene Ontology annotation, molecular function: U1 snRNA binding. The record is from RefSeq and is a predicted model, not a curated record. Bases 84 to 929 code for a protein of 281 amino acids.